Globicephala melas (long-finned pilot whale) is the source of this 948-nucleotide messenger RNA. It is a transcript of the gene CALHM5, whose product is annotated as calcium homeostasis modulator family member 5. Gene Ontology annotation, cellular component: plasma membrane. NCBI's taxonomy places the organism in Eukaryota, Metazoa, Chordata, Mammalia, Artiodactyla, Delphinidae. Gene Ontology annotation, molecular function: monoatomic cation channel activity. The record is from RefSeq and is a predicted model, not a curated record.
AUGGAUGCUUUUCAGGGGAUUUUAAGAUUCAUCCUCAACCGGAAAACUGUUAUUGGCUACAGCUUUUUGGCUCUGCUGACUGUGGGAGGUGAGCGUCUCUUUUCACUCGUGGCUUUUAAGUGUCCCUGCAGCACUGAGAACGUGGUGUACGGAUUGGUUUUCCUUUUUGCUCCUGCCUGGGUGUUACUGAUCCUGGGAUUCUUUCUGAACAACAGGUCAUGGAGACUCUUCACAGGCUGCUGUGUGAUUCCCAGGAAAAUCUUCCCCAGGGGCCACAGCUGCCGCUUCUUCUAUGUCCUCGGUCAGAUCACUCUGAGUUCAUUGGUGGCUCCAGUAAUGUGGCUUUCUGUGGCUUUGCUCAAUGGGACGUUUUAUGAAUGUGCCAUGAGUGGGACCAAAAAUUCCAGACUCCUGGGGCUGAUUUGCAAGGGCAAGCCCGAAGAGUGCUGGGACGAACUUCACAAGGUACCUUGCGGCAAAAUCAGCAUGACCCAUACAGACAACGAAGAACUGAAACUGUCCCUGCAAGCCCAGUCUCAGAUUCUAGGCUGGUUCCUGAUUUGUUCAGCAGCUUUCUUCUCUCUGCUCACUGCUUGUUAUGCUCGCUGCCGAUCAAAAGUUAGCUACCUUCAGCUGAGGUUUUGGAAGACGUAUGCACAAACGGAGAAGGAGUACUUGGAAAAUACGCUCCUGGACUAUGCCAAAAAGCUGAGUGAGAGGAACCUGAAAUGCUUCUUCGAAAACAAGAGGCCAGAGGUCUUCUCCAUGCCUACCUUUGCGGCCUGGGAGUCUGCUUCAGAGCUGCAUUCUUUCCACCCAAACCAGCAGCAUUACAGCGCCCUCCACAGGGUGGUGGAAGAUGGUCUGGAACUUCGCCCUGAGGAUGAUGAGACUACAAUGGUGCUUGUGGAUGCUUCUCAAAAUGUGCAGCUCACUGACCAUCACUGA